This is a messenger RNA of Oncorhynchus nerka (sockeye salmon), 4147 nucleotides long. Its product is annotated as kelch-like family member 36. The transcript is spliced from 4 exons. Gene Ontology annotation, molecular function: cullin family protein binding. NCBI's taxonomy places the organism in Eukaryota, Metazoa, Chordata, Actinopteri, Salmoniformes, Salmonidae. The record is from RefSeq and is a predicted model, not a curated record. The coding region runs from base 537 to 2420 and encodes 627 amino acids.
CACUAGCCCUGUGAUUGGUUGGAGUCGCAGACAGUCUACGGCUACUUCCUGGAUGAGAUCAUGGCUGCGACUGAACGACUAAAUAAUACAUUUUAAAACUGCUUUUGAGUCAAGCAAGCUGUAACAACGGGUGAUGCUGUGCUACAUUUAAACACUGUUUUAUUUUUUCUCGAUACAUUUAGCUGUCGAACAUAAAAGCGUCUCGUGUAGAUCGUUGUCGCUCUGGAUAAGAGCGUCUGCUAAAUGACUUAAAUGUAAAUGUUGCUUGUCUACAUAUAGCCUACUGUUGGAUCUCAAAGUUGCUGUUGUUGAAUAGCUGCUACAAUGUAACAAGAAGUCAACAUCUCCCAGCGUCCUCCCCUUACACGUCAAAGUGAGGUGAUACCUUGUAGCAUGAUGUCAGUCUAAUUUUUUUGACAAACAACCCGAAAGUUAGUGUAGUCCAAGUUGUGACUCCACUUGUGGUUUCUCUGAAUUAUAUCGAUUCGUCAUCAAAUUUCACUGUCUUUCAGAUAGUGUUGAAUUGAUAGAACGCAAUGGAUAAUGGACGACAAAGCCGUGUUUCACGGCCUCAACAGAUAAUUGAGUCAUCCAAGGUGUACCGUUGGGCUGAGCAAGCUGACUUCCUCCUGCAGGGUCUGAAUGAGCAGCGUCAGCACGGCCAGCUGUGUGACAUGGUGCUGGUGGCUGAUGAGCAGCGUAUCCCAGCCCACCGCGCCCUGCUGGCUGUUUCCAGCCCUUACUUCCAGGCCAUGUUCACCCUGGGCAUGAGGGAGGAGCGUCAGGCAGAGGUGGAGCUGGUGGGGGCUUCCUACAUCGGCCUUAAGGCUGUGGUGGACUUCCUCUACAGUGGGGAGCUGCCUCUGGAUGGAGGGAACAUUGACUAUGUUCUGGAGACAGCCCACCUGCUGCAGGUGUGGAGGGCAGUGGACUUCUGCUGCCAGUACCUAGAGAAGGAGGUGAGUGAGGAGAACUAUCUAUACCUGCAGGAGCUGGCUCUGCUCUACAGCCUGGAGAGACUAGACACCUACAUUGACCACUUCAUCCUGGAACGCUUUGCGACCCUCUCCUUCACACCAGGCUUCCUGAGGGAUGUCCGGCUGCCCAAGCUCAGCUCCUACCUGGCCAGCGGGCAGGUCCAGCAUGAGAAUGAGCAGGCUCUGCUCCAGGCUGCUCUCCAGUGGCUGAGCCACAUGCCUGACCGCCCUGCACACGCCCGCCAGCUGCUCUCCCACAUACGCUUCCCCCUAAUGCCAGCCAGUGAUCUGGUGGGGCGCGUCCUCCCGGCCGUACAGGCCCUGCUGCCCCCGGAGGCUGACUGUGAGGUGCUGGUGGAGGAGGCUCUGAACUACCACAACAGGGCCAGCGCCCAGCCCGGGCUGCAGACAGGCCGCACCAUGCUGCGAGGAGGGGAGGAGCGCCUCCUACUGGUGGGUGGGGAAGUGUCAGAGCGCGGGGAGGAGCUGACUGCAGAUGUUAGCUGGCUGGAUGGAGACUCUGGUGAAUGGAUGGUAGAGACCCAGAUCCCGGCACAGAGGAGCCACCACUGUGUCGCUGUACUGGGGGGGUUCAUCUUCACAGCUGGAGGCAGCUCAUCACGAGAUAAUGGAGGUGAUGCUGCCAGCAACCUUCUGUACCGCUACAACCCCCGUGACAACCAGUGGAUCAAGGUAAAGCCAAAGAUACUGAGUGCCCCAAUGAAUCAGCGGCGUGUGGAUUUCUACCUGGGAGCCGUUGGGGAGUGUCUGAUCGCUGUGGGAGGGCGUAAUGAUAAUGGGGCUCUGUCGUCAGUGGAGGUGUACAGCCCUGCAGACGACUGCUGGACAUACGUAGCAGGACUGCCCAGGUUCACCUAUGGCCAUGCAGGCACAUCUGAUAAAGGAGUGGUCUAUAUCUCAGGUGGCCAUGACUACCAGAUUGGACCGUACCGGCGAGACGUGUUGAGCUACGACCCCCGAGGAGGAGACAUCUGGGUGGAGCGCCAGGCCAUGUCAUCGGCACGAGGGUGGCACUGCAUGACGUCACUUCACCACCUCAUCUAUGCAGUCGGGGGCAGUGAUGACCACGAGGAGAGCAUUGAUCGUUUUGACAUCCUGGCAGUGGAGGCAUUUGACCCCCAGAGUGAACAGUGGACCCGUAUAGCCCCCCUCCUCCAGCCUAACAGUGAGGCGGGCUGUGGGGUCUGGGGGGGUAAGAUCUAUGUGCUGGGAGGCUACAGCUGGGAGAGCAUGGUGUUCUCACAGGCCACACAGGUGUUUGACCCUGACAAGGGCCAGUGGGUGCGGGGACCAGACCUGCCAAAACGCAUCGCAGGGGCUUCAGCCUGUGUGUGCUCAGUGAGACCCCAGCCCUGCAGCCCAGACAGGAAGAGGGCAGGACACAAGGGGAAAGGCAGGCAUCACCCCACCCAACCCAACUAAAGAGGAUACAGAGGACUGCAGGGGAUUUGCUCAGUAUUACAAUUAAAGCAUAAUCAAUGUGUUCUAACCUAAAUGUUUUGUUUGAAUUAUGAAUUAAGAACUACAGUUCCAUCAGAAUCAGGCAGAAAGGGCAGUGUUGACACACUUAUUCAAAUCAAGACAGCAAAAAAACAACUGCAACAUCUGUUCUUUACCUUAAGUGCUACGUUUUCAUUUAUCAUCAAAGUGUCACCUUACAGGGAAACAAUUAACACUGGUAGACGACCAUUUGCAGGUGUAUGCUGCUGAUGUUGAUGAGGAGCUGGAUAGUAGUCUGGCCUUGUUAACAUCAGGUUGAGAAGCAGUUAUCUUAUCCCCAAGUGACUUCUCUUGUCUCAAAUGGCUGAUCCUCAGGGACUGUCAUUGGAUGAUGCUUCAAUCUGAAGAACCAAAACAUAGCAUUAUGUCAGGGUAGGAGCAGUUGUCCUCUACAUGGAAUUAUUGAUGUGUAGAAGAGCAUUAAGUAUUUGUUUAAGGAAGGGUGAACCCUGUCUCACGUGUCUGAUGCAGGACUUCUAGCCUCAAUCCAGUCCUUUCAGUGUCCUCAGAAGUCAAAGAUCUGCAGACAACACACUUCCCAUUUGACUUCUCACUGCACCCUUUUUCAAUGAUUGUCAGAAUUAAUACAUCUCCAUAGAUUUAUGUAGUGACUUAGUGUGUGUGAAAGUUUAGUUAAUAACAAUAUUGAUCUACCAAGACAUUGACCUGACAUUGAUCAAACUAUAGCACAUAGACUGAUUCCUAUUUUAAUCAGUCAUAUUGCUCAAACUGAACUUGAUAUGAACUCUUAGUAUGAUUCAGCAAGAGCCAUAUGUAGGUCAAAUAAGGAAAUAUAAUCUAUAUUGGGUUAGAGAAACUCUUGGGGAUCAAUGCAAUGCACUGCUGCAUAUGAUCCCUCAGCACCACCUGAAACCACACACACACAGAUUUGGGUUUCUACCAGAACUCUAUUCUAACCUGAGCAGGGGUCCGUUGGUGCUUCAGCAGCUUCUCUGGAUCAGUGUCUCCACAGUGACUGCAGGAAGUAUUGACACAAUCAACUUUUGAAACGUAGAGAGGGAUGAUUACUGAGUGUCAAAAAGUGCAGGAUAGAGUCAUAUAGUGCAGGAUCAUAGUAAAGUUGCUACUGUAGGGGAGAAUGGGGUGAAGUUAAGCCUCUCUUGUUUCUGGGAAACCGAAAUGUAUAAUUUGACCAAUAUUUAAGAAGAGGUCAUCAUUUCAUGGGGUUUGAAGGAAGAAACUACAUGGAAUAAGUUGUAAGCAAGUUAAAUUUAAAAAAUAUGUAUUGUGUUAAGAGAUUUCAUGAUGCUUGUAUCUAAAUCAAUUAGAUAGUUUUAAGAUUGUUCUAUCCAUAAAUAUGAGGCCCUAAACCUAGCUUGAAAGUGCAUCCUUGUAGCUGUGUGGGCUAAUAUAGUCAAAAUGUUUGCCUUGGCGUAAGUUGAGCCAAUUGAAAGUUGAGCAAAUUGAAGUGAUUUCUUCCCAGGCGUAAUGCAAGGCAUUAUCGCUAGGAUAUGAGGUAACAACAGGGCCUGGCAUAUGUUGAAAGUGUUUUUUAAAAAGUACAAAGUGUUUGUUAGGUGUUAAGCCUGUGUUCAAAGAUGCUCAAAAUGAUUCAAAUACAAAAAAAGUGACUGUGAUUGUGUUGAAUUGUGUUUGGGAAAUAAAGAUAGACAUGGUUUUAAAAAGAA